Molecule: messenger RNA, 6927 nt
Organism: Acipenser ruthenus (sterlet)
Lineage: Eukaryota; Metazoa; Chordata; Actinopteri; Acipenseriformes; Acipenseridae
Product: chondroitin sulfate synthase 2-like
Exons: 4
Coding region: 175-2469 (764 amino acids)
Cellular component (GO): Golgi cisterna membrane
Molecular function (GO): glucuronosyl-N-acetylgalactosaminyl-proteoglycan 4-beta-N-acetylgalactosaminyltransferase activity
Source: RefSeq, a predicted model, not a curated record
ACAAUAAAUCUGGAGCGAUACAGACGCUUUUGCGUGUGUUCUACGUCGUCUGUGUGUUAUAAGUUUGGUACCAUUGCAACCAGCAUUUGCAGAAUUCUGCGAGAUUUUAGUUUUCUCCAAUUCAAGAUACAGGAGACGAUCGUGUCUUGCUGUUUAUAUUAGCAGAACUAAACAAUGCGGGUUUCAAUGUUAAUUUCGUUGAUCAGGCCGAUUGUGCCGGUUGUUAUUGGUAUCUCAUUGGGGUUUACUUUGAGUCUGUUAAGUGUGACCUGGGUUGAGGAGCCCUGCAGUAACCCUGACUGGAAACGACGCGAUGAAGUUGCGUUGGAGGUGGAUGAAAACCCCUACUCUCUUCCUGCGGGCAGCUUGCAAAAUGGGGAAAAUGUGGAGGAUUUUGAACCCAGAAUUGUGCCAUAUAAACCCGUUCAACAACAAACUCCACCAAAAAAUUUUUACAGGGCAAAAUACAUCAGCACCGAGCUCGGCAUCCGGGAACGACUUUUUGCUGGGGUUCUUACAUCCAAAAACACCAUGAACACCAUGGCUGUUGCAGUAAACCGAACCAUCAGACACCACUUGGACAAUGUUGUCUAUUUCACUGGGAUGCGAAACAGAAAAAUCCCCCACGGGAUGUUUGUGGUGACCCAUGGCGAUGAACGACUCAUCUGGAACAUGUUCCAAACCAUUCGGUAUGUCCUUGAACAUUACAUCAACGAAUAUGACUGGUUCUACUUUGUUCAAGAUGACACCUAUAUUCAAGCGGACCGCAUCAAAUCACUUGUUGGGCACCUAAGUAUUCAUACAGAUCUGUACAUGGGCAGCCCAGAGGAGUUCAUUGGCGGUGAGACAGAGGGAAGAUACUGUUAUGGUGGGUUUGGCUAUCUACUGUCGCGGACUUUGCUCCUCAAACUGCAGCCAAAUUUGGAGAGCUGCCGUAAUGAUAUCCUGAGCAGUAGGCCCGAUGAGUGGCUGGGACGCUGCAUAAUUGAUUACAGCAACGUAAACUGCGUAGAUCAACAGGAGGGACUUCACUACCAACGGUUUGAGAUGGGCAAAAAUUCAGACCCAAAUAAGGAGGAAGACAUACGGUUCAAGAAUGCAUUCACUGUUCACCCUGUAUUAGAUCCAGCACAGAUGUACAGAUUGCACAAAUACUUCACUGAAAUUGAACUGCAGAGGACUUAUGAAGAAAUUGAGAAGUUACAGGCUGAAAUCAAAAACACCAGUGAGGUUGCGUUUGAUGGAAAUCGAAGUGCCCAUUGGCCUAUUGGUAUCAAUCCACCAUUCGAGCCAAAAACCCGGUUUGAAGUUCUUCGAUGGGAGUAUUUCACAGAAGACCAGGUUUACACCUGCAAAGAUGGUUCCCCAAAAUGUGAGCUUCAGGGGAUUGACAAAGCAGAUGUCACAAAUGUUAUUGAGAUAGCAAUGGGGGAACUGAACAAAAAAUAUAAGCCAGUGCUUCAUCUGAAGAAACAUCAGCUUAUUAAUGGCUACAGGCGUUUUGACCCAACACGUGGCAUGGAGUACACCUUAGACCUUCAGCUUGAGGUUGUGAACCAGAAGGGACGAAGCCGUUCCAUUACUAAGCGUGUCCACCUUGUACGGCCCUUGAGCGACGUUGAGAUUAUUCCUAUGCCUUAUGUGACAGAAGCUACCCGAGUUCACAUAAUUCUGGCAGUGACUGUUCAUGAUCGUGAUUACGUGAACCAGUUUCUUGAAGUAUAUGCCACUAAUUUCUUUGAGAUGAGCGAAAAUGCUAUUUUGUCUUUCUUGUUCAUAUAUGACCCUUUUCAGGCUCAGCAGGUCAACCAAAAUGACAUUUUUGCAAAUGUUAAAGCCAAGAUUACAGCAUAUGAACGCAAAUACCCUGUAACAAAGAUACCGUGGAUCAGUGUUAAAACUGAAGCCCCUUCUCAAAUUAAGAUCAUGGACAUCAUCUCUAAGAAGCACCCAGUAGACACUUUGUUCUUUGUGGCAAAUGUCAACACCAAUGUCAAUUCUGAAUUCCUCAACCGCUGCCGCAUGAACACUAUUAACAACUGGCAGGUCUUUUUUCCAAUCCAUUUCCAAGACUACAACCUUGAUAUUGCUUAUCACAACCAACAGCCUCCUCCCACUAUAGACCUGAUCAGAGAUGCUGGCCACUUUGACCGAGAUGUCUUUGAUGAGGCAUGUUUCUAUAAUUCUGAUUAUAUGGCAGCAAGAACAAAGAUGGUCACUGAUGUACAGGAGAAUGAGGAGAUCUUGGAAGCCCUUGAUGUCUAUGACAUGUUCAUCAAGUAUUCCAACCUUCAUGUCUUCCGAGCAAUUGAACCUGCAUUACACCAAAAAUACAGACACAAGGUCUGUAAUCCUCGACUUGGUGAGGAGAUCUACCACCGAUGUGUACAAAGCAAUCUAGAGGGCCUUGGCUCGCGCUCUCAGCUUGCCAUGUUAUUAUUUGAACAAGAGCAAGGGAACAGUACUUGACCAAAUAUAAAAAUGCAAAGUCCAGGGUGUGCUUUUUAAGAAACAUUCAUAUAUAUAUAUAUUUUUUUUUUCUUGAGUAAAGUUUACAGUGCAGAACAUUCCAGAGGAAGACAUACUUUCCAUUUGCAUUGAACAUUAUUUGUGUUCUUUACAAAACACUGAAUUGACAGGCUGGUGCAUCUUUGUUCAGCAGUUAAUUUUUAAAUUACUACCCAGCAUUUUUCCUUUUGGAAGGGAUAUUUAAUGGGCAGGGUUUCCAGUCUUUUAUGGGACAUUUUCUGUUUUCUACCCAUGUAUGGUCUUUUUCAGCUGUGGUUUUCUGAAGGUACAACUGUAAAAAAAAAAAAAAAAAAAAAGUGCAGCUUUGCAUCUAAAAUAAGCUAACUUUAAAAUGGUAGCUUACAGGAUGCUUUGAGUUACUUAUUUUUUAGUUUUUUUUUUUUUAAUAUGAUACUUGUCUUACAUACAGACAUUCCAUUGACUUGCUUUCAUCAUCCAAAGCUUUAUAGCGAGAGUGAAAUAGGUUUAAAAUCUAUGCUAACUUCUUAGACGCAAUAACUUUUUUAUACUCUGUGGUUUGUAACUACUUUUUUAUCAGACUUUAAAUAACCCACACUGGCACUGACCUACCAUAUAAAAAUAUAUAUUGAAGAGAAACAUAUGAGUCAUUUAAGUAUGCUAAAUCUCCUUUUUGCCUCUUCAAAUAUAAAUACAGUCCAAAAUUCCAAAGCUGGAACUACUGUAGGGCAAACCAGCAGGUUUAAAUUUAUGGAAUUGCCAAGAUAAGUAAUUUAAAGUAAGCAGAUACAAUACAUAUUGGCCGCCUUCUAAAUACAUGCAUUUAUUGCUUUAAUUCUCACACUCUUAUUUCAUAUUAAAGGCACCACAUUGAUAAUAGAAAUUAUGUUAGUUGUAGGAAAUGCCUCAAUCCUGAUACAAAUUUGUUUAAAAAAAAAAAUAAAAAAUACAUAAUUCUUUUUUUUUUUUUUUUUAACAUUCCAACUUAGUUUUUUUGAAGUUUAGCAUGUUCCUCAGAAUGUGCUGGUAGCAUGUUCCUCAGAAUGUGCUGCUUGCCUGUUUAUGGUAGCGGGAUGGUCUGCCUUUCCGCACAUUGAAGCACUGUGUUUAAUAUCUAUUCAUGUUUUGAACUUCUGGCUCCCUGUUAAAAAUGUAGUCUUGCCUGCCCAUCAGUUCCCCUGCAUCCUGAUAAAACGUGUAAAAACAUGGAUAUCUUUUUUUUUUUUUUUUUUUUUUUUAAGUCAAACUUUUAAGCCUGGGGAAAUCUUUUAGCCACUGUUGGUUGAACUUGAAUUUUACAACUGUGAACACGCUGUAACUAAGUCGAAGUUCCCUGUUCACUUUCAUCUUCUGACAUGCCUGCAUUGCUAAUUUUUUGUAAAGACGCCGACAUCUAUGAAUUUGUUAUUUUCUUCAUCUUUGUUGACAAACUGUCUGAAAACGAGUAGCCAUCGCACUGAUAAAGCAGUGCAAUUGGCGAGGUAUGGGAUUUGUAGUUUUUAAUGUAUGAUUAACUACAUUCCCAGUAUACAUUACAAUUGAGCUAUGAGUUUAGAUUCGACUGAGUUUUUUUCUUUUGUUUUAUACUUUUCAUCUGAAAAAAUAAAUCACGUUUAUUGUUUAUAGUCAACCUUUAGGAAUUUCUAGUCCCAUAUGUGCGCCUAAAUUAAAAUGUACGCUCACACAAGCAUUUUGUUAGUCUAUGCAGAAACUGUUGGGAUAUUUUCAUCUGUGCUAUUGUUGGACAACACAGAAGGCUCUGCCCGUCAGCUGAAACAAAAACUGUUGUAUGCUAGUGCUUGUUUUGAUUUGUCCCGAGAGCCACCGAAAAUCCACCCGUGGAUCGCGAUCCAUGUAUUGGCCACUGCUGUCCUAUACAGAUGCUUAGAAUGAGCUGGAGGGGUUAGUGGCACAUGUGUGCAUUCUAUUGCUCCCAACACCCUGGGAAAACAAGAAAUGUCACAGAAAUUUGUUUAAGGCUUAUAAGUACACCCUGACUUUAGUGAAAAUUAGGUACUUGGAUGUUCACCUCAAAAAUGCAUCAAGCACAACUGGCAACGCAAGAGAAAAAGUGGACUGGGAAAUGCCAGCAAAAAUUGUGACUGUUUAAAACAUGCUUUCAAAAGUUCUUAACAAAUUGAUGCAAUUGUAAGUGUCGCAAUUGCCCGCAGCUUUAGUACAUCUCAUUAUAAUAUUUUUGAUCUCUCAUUUGCACUCUCAUCUCCACCCUGUUUUUGCGAAUUUCUGCAUGAACGCCCAGAAUUACAUAUUCAUUUAAGGCUAAAGCGCAAAUAACUGCGACUGCAAAGCAUUCGUUAAAAUGAUGCAAACAGCGUUGCGUUUGUUUAGUACAUUUCACGCUACACAUCCUUCUGGUUUGCAACGAUUGCAACAGACACAACACUUUAGUACAACUACCCCAUAGUGUGUCUGUGUUAAUGGUGAUUGCUGCUGCUGUUUUGUUGUAUGGUAUUGUUCCAUUUUCUGAGCUGUUCGUUUGGGCACUGAUCCUGUUGCACUGUUUGACAAGAGGGGAGCAAGUUGCUCCCAAUACACCCGUGCAAUAUUUUGGAAGGAGAAACUUGCCAGGUACAUUUUUAUCAAAGGUAUAAUAACGGUUACAUUGGACAGUUCCAAUUUAAAAAAAUCAUCAUACUGACUAUAUUCAGUAACUUGAUUUCAGAGGUAAUAUAUAUAAACGUGUUAAUGUAAAGCAGUUGUAGCAUUAGCAGUUUUAUUGAAAGACUGUAUGCUUUAAAAUGACAUGCAGGAGUGGAAAUGAGUCGGUACAACUGGUGUCCAACCAUACAGCUUCUUGAUAACUCUUUGUGAGUAAUGUAUAAAUAUAAAUGCAAGUUAACGUGCAUGACAUUCAUAUGUACAAAUAGUUUUUCACACUCAAACAUCUUUGCCAAAUUUGUUUAUUAGUUCCAUACACUUUCUAUGGUAAAGCAGCUUUUCUUCAUUAUUCUGUGUUUGUUUUAUCAACUAAUGAUUUUGCUCUUGUUUUGUUUUUGUAUGUUUAUUCAAUGAAAUAACACGGAGACCCUUGCUACAGAAGGCACUGUUUCAUUUGAUUAACAGCACUAGCAAUGUAUGCAUAAACUUGUGUGGUUUUUUAAAUUUUUUUUUUAUUUUGGCAAUCCUUGUAUAAAAAUAUUGAUGGUUGAGACUUGAUUGUGACUUACAGGGUGCAGGUUUUCUUUGGUGAAGGAAAACAAUAUAUUUGUUUACAUCUAGCAAUAUGUUUCUAAAUAUAUGUACUUGUUAAGCACUGAGAUUUUUUUUUUUCUAGAACUACAAUAUUUACCGUCCUAGAUGUGUAAACUGUUGUGAAGGCAGUACCUGCAACCAGAAAUGGCAUCUGAAAGCCAUGUCUUGAAACAGGUAUUUCAGUACAUUGAAGUACAUGUGACAUUGCCAGUAGUCCCAGAAUCUACAUUGGGCUAAAUAAGGAAGAUAUAUUUUUCAUUUUAAGUCAGUGUUUUGAUAAGUACAUGCAACUGGGGUGUAUUUGUUUGAUUGUUCCCACAGCAAUACUAAACUGUGUUAAGAACAUUGUAUAAUUGUUACUCUAUUCUGUACCAAGCCAGUUCCACAAGAUGAUGGUUAACAUGGCCACAGAGAUACAGAAAUGAAAUAUGUAUUUUGUAUUUAAUACAAACUUUGUAAAAUGGGAUCUUCGUAGCACUGAGUAGUGCUAAAAAAAACCUAAUGUAAUGGUGGGUUAUACAGACAUCUGUACAAAAAUGUAAUUAAAUGGAAAAAAUAUAUUUGAAACACAAUAGUAGGAGUACAGUAUAAGUUUGUAGAAACAAUGUCUGUGUGAAUCCCUAAAGUACAAAUGAUCCUUAUACAGAAAAUCCUUAGACGAUAUUCUGUCAUGUUCAGAUUUUGUUUAAAGAAUCAAAUGCCAAAGAAAUUAGUUUUGAGAAAAGUGGGUGUGGGAUUUGUGAAUACAUUGUCAUCUGAAGACUGGAUUUUAAAAUGCAGUAAGCAGGACAAUGGCAUUUUGUGGGCUUUUAAUAAUGUUCUUGCAUUUUCCCAUUGUAUAGUUUUCUUCCCUUGCCGCAUUUGAAGAUCAGGAGCUUGCAAGUAGUAACUCGGUGUUUGAAUAAGUUUAGAUUUAAUAGUUUAUUUAUGUAUAUUUUAUUUUAAAAAAUAUGUAUUGUUACCAUGCUGGAUUGGUGAAUACAACUAGAGGGGAUUUUAUAUUAUGCAACAACAAACUAUUGAAAUGAAUAUUCUCUGAUUUGUCCUGAAGGAGUUGAAAUCAAAGAUACAGACCCUAAACUGAUAUGUGUUUUGAUACUAAAAACAUAUAGCAUUUUUUUAUCAAGAUCAUUGAAUACAAGUCUGUAAACUAUCACUUUACCAAAAACUUGAUAGAAUGACUGUGAAUUUUGUAACUCUAAAUCAUUAAAGGUUAUUUAAUAUUGA